AUGCCUAUCCUACCUACUACCUCUUCUCAAUUCCCAUCCACCUCCUCCACCGUGGGAUUCCUUCAACCCACCUCCAACAUGUCUCCGUCUUUAUCUCCUGGGCCCGAUGACCCCCUCCUACAACUAGUAAAGGAAGUGAAGCAGGAGCCAUCUACCACCAAUCAGAGAUUCCAAAAGUUCUUAGAAGAGCGGCAACAAGCACUGCAACAAGAUAAAACCCGGCAUCAAUAUAUCGCGUUCACAUCUAUCCCCCCAGCGCAAUCAUCCCUCGACUUGCUAAUCGCUCUUGACCUGCGUGCAAUGAACAUUCACCGUGAGAUGAGACCCUUCGGCUCAACAACAACUACAGAUCCAGCCUUGACCAACGCCAGGCUGCGUGUUGUGGUGGAAGUGGGGUUGUCCGAGUCGGCCGGACAACUUGCUGUCGAUGCGCCGAUUACAAUCAGUAUCAAGCGCGAAGCUCCUGAGAUCAUCAUACAGACAUGGGAGCUUGUUCCCCGCGGAGAGGGUGCCGUUACAAGGUCGCCCCCUCUUUCCGCACGUCAGACCUACCAGGGCAGCACUACCACAACUACCACAAAUCUCACUCUACCCUUUAGCAAGGUUGUGGGCCGUCCCCAUCGUCAGCCGCUCGAGAGAGACUUAGUGAUUCCCGGGCAAGAGCUGAGACGUUUCGCUGAGGAUAUAUGGAGUGAGCAAAAUAUCCUGUGA
This is a messenger RNA of Aspergillus campestris IBT 28561, 711 nucleotides long. RefSeq lists its product as uncharacterized. Lineage: Eukaryota; Fungi; Ascomycota; Eurotiomycetes; Eurotiales; Aspergillaceae. The record is from RefSeq and is a predicted model, not a curated record. Bases 1 to 711 code for a protein of 236 amino acids. The transcript is spliced from 5 exons.